Molecule: messenger RNA, 5505 nt
Organism: Suricata suricatta (meerkat)
Lineage: Eukaryota; Metazoa; Chordata; Mammalia; Carnivora; Herpestidae
Gene: LHFPL2
Product: LHFPL tetraspan subfamily member 2
Exons: 8
Coding region: 1069-1761 (230 amino acids)
Cellular component (GO): membrane
Source: RefSeq, a predicted model, not a curated record
CCCCGGGCCCCGACCCCUCCCCCCGGACGCCCGCCUGGAGAGCGGGACCCGGGCGGUGAUGGUGACUGGGCAGCGGCGUGGGGCCGGGUCCUGGGCCGGGAGGCUCGGCUGCCUCUUUCUUUCUCUGCCCCCGCCCCUCUCUCUCCUUCCUCCUCGCUAGCCCCGCCGGCGGCGGCCGAGGUCGGCGCUCUCGCCUCGCCUCCUCCCCCACCCGGGGACCCUCUCUUCUCUCCUCCCUCCCUCGCCCGCUCCUCCCGCCGCCUCCUCCUCCCUCCCGGAGCGGCUGGCUGCUGGGAGGCGUAACGGAAAGCCCCGGCGGGGGAAGGCUGGGAGCUCGGGGCCGGAGACGCGGAACCCGGGCCGGGCCUCACUGGGGAUAAUUAAACCUCUGACCUUAGCCCUGAAUGACCAGUCGCUCACUGUUAUUUUACAGACCUGGUUGGAUCUAUUUAUGUUAUUUUGAACUAGGAUCAUUGAGAGGAGUAUGUGUAGAAUGGCUGUGAACAUAUUUAGGAGAGAAGAGGCCACCAUUGCAAACCUGGAAGAGGGAUCUCACCAGAAACCAAAUCUGACUGUGCCUUGACCUUGAACUUCCAGCCUCUAGAACGACAAGAAAUAAAUGUCGUUUAAAUCAUCCAGUCUCUGGAAUUUUGUUAUAGCAGCUCAGACUGACUGUUACACAGAGACCAAAUUUUCUGGAAUUAAAAAUAAUGGAUUGGAUAGUCUGGGAGCUGCAAGCUGUACCAGUAAACUGGGAAGCAGACUCUUGAAUUCACAGCUGGCUUGUGGUUUUUCCAUCUCGUUCAAGUGCAUUCACACAGGUGACAUUUUUCUGAAGUUGUUCAUUGAGGCUUACCAGCAUUCAUACAGAUAUAAUUGGUGAGGCCGCGCGCGGAGCUGACAUGGCAGCAUGACGGCCCGGGUCCGCGCUGCCAGAGGCCGGCCAGAAGGAGCCCCAGGCUGUGGGAGUGAGCGCCCCGAGCAGCGACUUCCCUCUGCGGCCGCCUGAGCCUCCGUUGCUUGUCGUUCACCACUUGGACUCCCGCCUUCACCGCCUGGAACAUCAAUAUGUGUCAUGUUAUUGUCACCUGUCGCUCGAUGCUCUGGACCCUCCUGAGUAUUGUGGUGGCUUUUGCAGAGCUCAUCGCCUUCAUGAGCGCCGACUGGCUGAUUGGAAAAGCCAAGAGUCGCGGCGGCGGCGGCGCCGAGCCCGACGACCGGAGCGGAGGCUCCUCGGAGCCCUACCACCCGACCCUGGGCAUCUAUGCCCGCUGCAUCCGCAACCCGGGCGUGCAGCACGUGCAGCGGGAGACGCUGUGCGGGCCCUACGCGGAGAACUUCGGCGAGAUCGCCAGUGGCUUCUGGCAGGCCACGGCUAUUUUCUUGGCCGUGGGCAUCUUCAUUCUCUGCACGGUGGCCUUGGUGUCCGUCUUCACCAUGUGUGUGCAGAGCAUCAUGAAGAAAAGUAUCUUCAACGUCUGCGGGCUGCUGCAAGGAAUCGCAGGACUGUUCCUUAUCCUGGGUUUGAUACUCUACCCUGCUGGCUGGGGCUGCCAGAAGGCCAUAGGCUACUGUGGACACUAUGCGUCGGCCUACAAACCCGGAGACUGCUCCUUGGGCUGGGCCUUUUACACCGCCAUCGGAGGCACAGUCCUCACCUUCAUCUGUGCCGUCUUCUCCGCACAAGCAGAAAUUGCAACCUCCAGUGACAAAGUACAGGAAGAAAUCGAAGAGGGAAAAAGCCUUAUAUGCCUCCUUUAGUUUGGAAGGGACCUAAGUGCCACUUUUUUCCUGUCUAACCUUGUGAAACAGUACCCUUCUGGUUUCAUCCUCUGAGUCAAGUGAAGAACUAGCCUUCAUCUACCAAAGCCUACAUUCCACAGCCCUGAGCCUUAACAGGACCAGUGAGAGGCAACAUCCAGCUAAGUGACGGCACGCGAGGACCACAGUGCAAACUGCAAGAGAUGGAAUAUGAAAAUACUGCACAAAGUCUGACACGAAGUUGACAAGUCUGCCGGACUCCAUCUCCCUCCAGGCUCAACAAAGGAUAAUGAUCUAAACCAUUAAGGCUGCAGUUCUUCUGGUAACAGAGGAGAUUUCGAGCUAGAUUUUCAGGCUAUUUUGAGAUGUGUUUCUGGCCACAAGGCUGCAUGCUGUGAGCAUCUCUGCCUCAGAAUGAGGUUUGGGGGUUGGUGUUUUUGUCUCCUCCUAGUUCUUCUAUGUUUUCUCAGACUGAAAUGAAGACUACAUACUUACUGGGGACAGGAUGUGUGCUCAAGGGCCUAACAAGACACUGCCUCUUAAAUCAGCUGACUGAGGGGUGAGCGGUCAGUGUGGAAUUCUGUUUUGGAACUUACUCUAGGCCGAACUCCAGGGUAAGGUAGAUCUGUAAUUCCAAGAUUUUAGAAAUUUGAGUAAGGAAAAGAGUAAGAACCUGUAUGAUCAUGAGAAUAAAAGAAGAGAAUCCUGCAAGUGAAGACAAAUUCAUUCCACUUCCCAGCAGUCAGACUAGCACCAGUUCUGGCCCAGUCUCCCCUUCCAAUGGAGAUCACGUGUUUUUCUCUUAGGGUUAGGACUGAGCUUUGACUGCCAAAGGAAACCUCACCCCUGUUUCCUCAUUCCAGGAACAGAGAUCUCCAAGUCAGCGGUGGCUCAUUCAGAUGUUCAGUGGGAGAACUUGCCAGAAUCUCAGCACUUGUGGGGAGACCUUUUCCCACUCUUUGGUAACCAUGUGGUAGUCAGCUGUAUUUCCAACCCAAGCAGCAAGUGAAUGACAUUCUUGGGAGGAAAAAAGGAGCUAGUCAUGGGAGUUAAGUUUCUCCAGUUACUGGUAACAUUAAAAAUACUGCAAUGGAUGAUUUUCAUCAAAGGCUUCAUACCCAGAAAAGCACAGAGUAGAAAGUUAAUGCAAAAAUGAGAGCUAAACCAAGCCUAAAGCACCUGCCUGUAACUGUUUACAAAAAUAAUGGAACACCACUAUUAAAAAGGAUUCAGGAGAUUUUAAUCUAUAAAUUGCUAAUAAAAUUAAUUCAGAAAAAUGGUAUUAGCCAUCACUUCACAGUGACGAGAAGCCAGUUGGCUAUUGCCCCAAGCUUCAGAACUGCAUGAUAUAGAAAUUUAAGCAAGUAGAGUUGGAGCUGUGAGAUUUCUGGAAGAAUUAAAAGGACAGGUCUGCUUGGGCAUAUGAAUCUGCUCACAUGAGAACUUGCUUUGUUUUGGAAGCAUAACAUAUAAUUUACUCUGCAUCUGCUCUGUGUAAGGUACUUUAUUUUAUUUGCCACCAGGCAUAGAACCCUGAUUCAGAUUUGACGACCUUGCCCCAAGUGAAUCAUCUUUGGGCUGAUUCUAAAACCAUGCCUUGGUGCAAAACAAAUAAUUGCUUUAUAUGUACAUGGAAUAGAGCAACUGAAGUUUUAUUCCCUUCUGGCCUCUGGUCUAUACCACAAACCAUCCUAUCACACAGAUUAAAAGCUAAGAGCAGGAGGAGUGGUGGUGUAGAACCUGGCCUUAAUGAGUUCACCAUUCUUAGACCAAAGUUCAAAAUAAGCAAGAUGUAAGCCCUAGGACAACUUCUGAAAAGAGAAGUGGUAAAUAGAGGGUUAAUGUUUCCUGAGCCUGUACCAAGUACUGCUCUGAGAAGAUCUAACACCGCACAGAAAUAAGUUACAGCAGCCAAUGGACAGGGCUCCUGUCCCUGACUAUGCAUUUAAAUGCUCUAACCAAGCCCCAAUGCCCAUAGUAACUACUUUUUAAACCUAGGUAGUAAUUUUCAUUAAAAAAAAAAAAAAAGGAAUUCCUUUUAUCAGAAGCUUCACUCUAUUUUUUAGAACCCAUUUCCGAAUUCCCUAACACUAGUUCUAUACUCAACUUUCCUUCUUACAAAUUAAAGUCCUAAGCCCUGAUGCUCCUCUGAGCAUGUCCAUCAUCUUUACUAUCUGACUGCUCUUCCACUACAUGUAUCUCUAGAACACCCUGAUAACAGUAGUCACAAGUGGAAACGUGACUUCUCUUGGCCAAUGUUCUACUCCAUCAGUCUGAAUGCUAACAGAAGACAAAGCACAUGCACACACACGUAACCCCAAACCACUAAAAACUACUUAAACACUGACUUAAUAAUCAGAGCAGAGACAGAGUAAGAAGUAAUGUUGGGCCUUUUAAACCUUCAGUCCAUUAGCUAGGCUUUGGGGAAAAUGGAACAUUAAACAUGCUAGUCUACAGCCAAACUGUACAGCUGUUUAAAAACCACUGAAUAUGAGGAAUGUGUUAGAAAUAUGUCAAACAAUUGGACUGACUGUUGACCCACAAUUUUGUAAUUAAUAUCAAUCACCUAAUCACCUCAAUCUAAAAGUCUAAUACACCUGGACCAUUACUACUAUCAGAAAAGUCUUAUUUAUUUGUGCCUGCAUCUACGCUUAAAGUUUUGUGAUGGGCUGGGCUUCUCAAUGAACUCCAAGAAGGCAGAAAUAUCUGCCUUGGAUUCUGUGGAUUUUUUUAAACCUGUGUGCUUAAUUCAACAAUGUUACAUUAAUUGUGUAGGGAUUUUUGUAUAGUUUUCAAACCUCUGUGGUGUAACGAUCUUUGUUAAACAUGUAAAGUGCCAUAGUCUUUUUUUAUGUGUAGCAUAUUUAAAAUAUAUAUAUAUUAUACAUACACAAAUCUGUGUGAAAGAUGUGCAAUAACGAAGGUUAUGUUUGGUUUGUUUUUUUUGUUUAUUUUGUUUUUGGAAACUGGACAGGAGUCAGAACAGGGAUUGUUACUGUUUUGGCAAAGGAGAGGUAACAUUUUUUUUUUUGCUUUCAUGGCCUAGUCAUUAACCCCUAACAAUUUAAAUGCUACACAAACUGAUGUGAAGACAAGACUGGUAUGGAAUCAUUUAUUCCUGGGUCUAAAUUAAAAUAAUCACUAGAUUUACAUGAAAAUUAAGCCAGCACCAGGCCCAGUGAAUGCUAGUCUUUCAUGUGAAAUGUGAAGCUGCCACGUUGCCUUUUCGGUUAGUGUGAUAACUAGGAGCUGGUACAUCAUCACUAAGGAGCUACUUAACAUGCUUUGGUAGACCGCAUUAAUUCUAGACCACUAUUUAAGGUCUGAUCUCACACCUUUGUAGCCAUAAGAGUCUGGCUUAGAACAGACCUCUCUGUGCAAUAACACGUGGCCACUAGAAGUCCCUGGCCUGUGUUUGUAUCGGGGCAGCAAUGACCUCCCAAAGGCCAGAGUUAAUUAGAGGCACGAAUGGGAUUUCCUCUGAGACUGCGGUGAAACGCCUUCCAAGGCUGGGAGUUCAUGAGGUGCUUCGGAGGAACUCAGCAUCACUUGAUAUUCAGUAGCCACUUGAGCCAAACAGAAAAUUGUAUUUACCGCUGAUGGACUCAACUUGAGCCUUCAAAUUUGUGGUUAUCCUAUUGUAUUGUAAACUAAUACAUUGUCUGUCUAGCAUUGAUUAGGUUCUUGUGCAUAUGUGCCCUCCCCUCCCCCAGAUCUUAAUUAAACCAGAUUUUGGAAACUCAU